Molecule: messenger RNA, 2339 nt
Organism: Sciurus carolinensis (gray squirrel)
Lineage: Eukaryota; Metazoa; Chordata; Mammalia; Rodentia; Sciuridae
Gene: Prkx
Product: protein kinase cAMP-dependent X-linked catalytic subunit
Exons: 9
Coding region: 424-1500 (358 amino acids)
Biological process (GO): protein phosphorylation
Molecular function (GO): protein serine/threonine kinase activity; ATP binding
Source: RefSeq, a predicted model, not a curated record
CCGCCCAGGCUGCUUCCGCCCGUCCCCUCAGCCUCGCGAGCGCAGGGCCAGCGCUGCCGGCGGCGGGUGCGCGACCCGAGGAAUGAACAGGCAGCGGGGCGCCCGCGGCCGCGACCCCGCCUCGCGCCCGCCGGCUCCAGCCGCGCCCCCAGCCCCGGCCGCGCCGCCGCCGCCCCCAGCGCCCGCCCCGCGCCCCGCCCCGGAGGCCGCCGGCUACUCGCACCAGCUGCUGCUGCUGCUGCUGCAGUGAGCGCCGCCCCGCGCCCCGCCAUUGUCCCCGCCGCGCCGCCCGCCGCGCCGGGCCGCGCACCCGGACGCGCAUGGGUGGCCGCCGCUGAUGCCGCCGCCGCCGCCGCGCCGCCCUCCGAGGCUGCGUCCCGGGAAGCCCGGCAGUCGGCGCCCCCCGGCCGGGGUCGCGCCCGGAUGGAGGCGCCCGGGCUGGGCGCGGCGGCCGCGGCGCGCACCGACCCUCCGGCGGCCGCGGAGCGCAAGCCCGACGGGGCGCCCGCGCCCUGCCCCAGCCCCGAGGCGCCCUCGCCGGAGCCGCCCGGCUACUCCCUGCAGGACUUCGACAUCUUGGCCACCGUGGGCACGGGCACCUUCGGGCGGGUGCACCUGGUGAAGGAGAAGGCCGCCGAGACGUUCUUCGCCCUCAAGGUCAUGAGCAUCCCCGAGGUCAUCCGCCUCAAGCAGGAGCAGCACGUGCACAACGAGAAGUCCGUGCUCAUGGAAGUCAGCCACCCCUUCCUCGUCAAGCUGUUCUGGACCUGCCACGACGAUCGCUUCCUCUACAUGCUGAUGGAGUACGUGCCGGGCGGCGAGCUCUUCAGCUACCUGCGCAACCGCGGCCGCUUCACCGCCACCUCCGGGCUCUUCUACGCCACGGAGAUCGUCUGUGCCAUCGAGUACCUGCACUCCAAGGAGAUCGUGUACAGGGACCUGAAGCCCGAGAACAUUCUCUUGGAUCGGGACGGCCACAUCAAGCUCACGGAUUUCGGGUUUGCCAAGAAGCUGGUGGACAGGACGUGGACCCUCUGUGGAACCCCCGAGUACCUCGCCCCCGAAGUCAUCCAGAGCAAGGGCCACGGGCGGGCGGUGGACUGGUGGGCGCUUGGCGUCCUCAUCUUCGAAAUGCUGGCGGGGUUUCCUCCGUUUUUCGAUGACAACCCGUUUGGCAUCUAUCAGAAAAUUCUCGCUGGCAGAAUAGAUUUCCCGAGACACCUGGAUUUCAGCGCGAAAGACCUCAUUAAGAAAUUGCUGGUGGUUGACCGGACCAAGCGGCUGGGAAACAUGAAGAACGGCGCCAACGACAUCAAGCAGCACCGGUGGUUCCGCGCUGUGGACUGGGACACCGUCCUCCAGAGGAAACUCAAGCCCCCCAUCGUCCCCAAGUUAUCCAGCGACGGCGAUACCUCCAACUUUGAGACGUAUUCCGAGAAUGACUGGGAGACCACCGCCCCAGUGCCAGAGAAAGACUUGGAAAUCUUCAAGAAUUUCUGAGGAUAGGAACUCGCCUUUUGGAAGGUACGGGAAGAUGUCAGCCUGCCCAGCACGCGGAGACGCACACCCGAGGACCCCAAGAAAGGUUCUCCUGGUGGGAGGAGGACCUUCCCACGUCUGCGAAGGCCCAUCUUUAUCUAGAGCUUGGGGAAGACCUGCCGCUUUGCGGACCGGACGUUAUUUAAGCAACUGGAGAUUCCGCGGCACUGUAGGAAAUUGGUCGUAGGUUUUAAAUCUGACCCGUUAGGAGUUGUGCUUCUACUGUGCAUUUGUUGAUUUUCUUGAAAUCCCUUGGAAGGAGACCCAUUGGAAGAUGGGUGUGCGUGCGCCCCGGGCAGACCCAGUGCCGGCUGGCACGCACGGGUUUCUGUUUGGCUAAACCUGUUCUUUUGAGUUAAGUUUCCCCUUCAAAUGACAUGGGUCGUCUCGGGGAGAAUCUGAAAUCUACCAUGUGUGCAUUUAGGAUUUCAUUCCUUACCACCUUCUAUGCAGUUUAUGGAUGUUCAUGUGGAACUUUUUCAUCUCUAUCGGUAGAACUUUCUGGACGCUUGAGUCUUUGAAACCAGAAAAAUGCAAACAGCAGAGUCCAUGGAUCGUAGUCUGAGAGCAGCCGGUGACGGGGAGGGUGUUGUUGGAAGGCUGUACCCUGCUCAGGAAAUGGGUCCCACUCAAAAACCACAUAUUGCACUGGAAGGGUAGGGCUAGGCCCCUGUUUAAAAAAGAAUCUCAUUUAAAUAUCUUAAAGAAAUGCAUUUCUCAGCCGGGCGCAGUGGUGCACGCAGGUCAUCCCAGCAGCUCAGGAGGCUGAGGGGAGAGGAUGGUGAGUUGGAGGCCAGCCU